AUAAAUCAUCCAUGGCCUCACAUCUUUCUUCCAUUAUUCACUUUCUAAUCAAGAUAAGCACUGGGAAAUAGUUAGAGAGAGAGAGAGAGAGAGAGAGAGAGAGGGUGAGGAGAGAGAAUAUGGAAGCUCAGGUUAGCAACAGUACGAAGAUGAUCCUCCUUGUUCUAAACUGUCUCCUACUUGCAAUCGGAAACUGUGGAGGUCCAUUGAUCAUGAGACUCUACUUUAUCCAUGGCGGAAAAAGAAUAUGGCUUUCUAGCUGGCUAACCACCGGCGGGUGGCCUCUCAUUCUAAUCCCCCUCCUCAUCGCUUACUUCCACCGCUGCAGCUCCACCACCACCACCAAGCUCUUCUUCAUGAAACCGCGGUUGUUCAUCUACACUGCCGUCGUUGGCCUACUCACCGGCCUCGACGACUACCUCUACGCCUACGGCGUCGCCCGCCUACCGGUUUCAACCAUUGCUCUCAUCGUCGCCACCCACUUAGCUUUCACCGCCGGCUUUGCUCGCCUUCUCGUUAAGCAAAAGUUUACUUCUUAUUCGAUAAACGCCGUGUUUUUGCUGACGGUCGGAGCUGCGGUUUUGGCCCUUCACACGAGUGGUGACCGGCCGAACGGAGAGUCUAACAAGGAGUAUAUUUUAGGGUUUAUAUUGACUCUUUCGUCCGCGGCGUUAUACGGGUUUGUUCUGCCAUUGAUUGAGUUGUCGUACAUUAAGGCAAAGCAGGCCAUUACCUAUACUUUGGUGAUGGAGAUUCAGCUGGUCAUGUGUUUUUUCGCCACUCUUCUCUGCACGGUAGCAAUGCUUAUCAACAAAGACUUCGAGGCCAUUCCAAGGGAAGCAAGAGAAUUUGAGCUGGGGGAAACAAAGUACUACGUGGUGGUAGUGUGGAGUGCCAUCAUUUGGCAAUUUUUCUUCGUGGGAGUAGUAGGAAUCAUCUUCUAUGCAUCGUCUUUGCUUUCCGGCAUCAUAAUCGCUGUACUUAUUCCGGUGACGGAGGUUUUAGCCGUUGUUUUUUACCACGAAAAGUUUGGAGGAGAGAAGGGUGUUGCUCUUGUCCUCUCCGCCUGGGGUUUCGUUUCUUACUUCUAUGGUGAGAUAAAACAUAGCAAGAUUAAAACGAGUGACGAAGUUCCACAAACAGAGAUGGCAGCUGGUAAUACUGUUGUAAGUGAUCAUGCAUAAUGAGUUGAAUAAUCAUUCUUCAAGUUUUACUUAUUUAAUAAAAGAGUGCUAAAAUUUGGGUUGA
Molecule: messenger RNA, 1248 nt
Organism: Ilex paraguariensis (yerba mate)
Lineage: Eukaryota; Viridiplantae; Streptophyta; Magnoliopsida; Aquifoliales; Aquifoliaceae
Source: the annotation of a GenBank genome assembly